AUGCCAGCAACUACAGCUUCCUCCUUCCCUUGGAAGCAGCUUGUCUGGGAUGCUGCCACGCAGGAGAAGUAUGAUACCGAACCAGAGUACGCCAAAGCAAAGCAGGUGAUUCAAGAUGAAUUUGGCCAAGACAAGCUGUUCCAGGGCUGGAUCAAAACGUGCACAGAGCUGGAGAGGUUGACGACAGAGAUUCAAGAAAAGAAGGAAAAGAUAUUCCCUGUGAUUGAGAUGGAAGAUAUUGUUAAUAACCGAGUGUCCCUGGAUACACUGACCAACGUCCGCCAAGUCGGAAGUUUCAUUGUGAAAAAUGUCAUUCCUGGACAGGAAGCGAACGAAAUAUUUGAGCAGCUUAAACUCUACGUUGCAAACAACAAAGACAAAAUAGCAGCAGCGCCGGUCGAACAACCCGCCAUCUUUUCCAUCUACAACGCACCCUCUCAGAACCGUCUUCGCAGUCAUCCCCGGCUUUUAGAAGUGGUCAAGUGGGCGAAUGGCACUUGGGACUACGCCAAAGAUGACGCGGAAACAUCCCCACGCCCACUUGUGUACGCCGAUCGCGUUCGUAUACGCCAGCCUGGUGCCAAAUUUCUUGGGCUCGGCCCUCAUAUCGACUCAGGGGGUCUCUGCCGUUGGACAGAGCCAAUCUAUCGCAGUGUAUACACCGACGUUUUCGAAGGCAACCCGGAUAAGCAGAACUGCUAUGAUAUGCGCAAGCGCAAGGAUGCAGACCAGGGAUUCUACUCCGAUGACUCCCAGUCAACUGUAUUGAGAUGCUACCAAGGAUGGACGGCGCUGACUCCAACAGCUGAGGGUGAAGGAACCAUCAUUCUAUAUCCUAAUGUCCGGCUGGUCAUGGCCUACGUACUUCUGAGGCCGUUUUUCCAGCCUCCGGAGGAUGCGACCAAAAUCAUGGACCCACAGGAGUGGACUUACAAUCCGACUGGGACCUGGUUUCCUGGUGCUCAGGUGGACGGCAAAUUGGAUCUCAGUCCCGCCUCUCACCCUCAUCUACGUCUCGAAGAAAACUUUCUUCACAUACCACCACUGGAAGCCGGUGACACUGUUUGGUGGCAUUCAGAUGUCAGUGUUCCAAGUCAUACUUUUGUACCAACAAGGCAAUUUGCUUACAUGAUUCAGGUCUGCCAUGCUGUUGAUCCAGAACACAACGGAAAGAAGGCAGCAAGCGUCGCCUACAUUGCUGCCACCCCAACCACUCGCAUGAACACACAGCAAAUGCGUCUCCAGUACGAUAGGAUGGUGGCGGGUCUUCCGCCGCCAGAUUACAACGAUGGAGUCGACGAGUCCAAAUUUAUUGGUUUUGAGGGUUUCAAGGGAAACGAGGACCUGUGGCAAGCAUUAAUGGGAUACUAA
Messenger RNA from Aspergillus puulaauensis, 1371 nucleotides. RefSeq lists its product as uncharacterized. The coding region runs from base 1 to 1371 and encodes 456 amino acids. NCBI's taxonomy places the organism in Eukaryota, Fungi, Ascomycota, Eurotiomycetes, Eurotiales, Aspergillaceae. The record is from RefSeq and is a predicted model, not a curated record. The transcript has a single exon.